UAUUUUCUUUUUUGCUUCCAAUUCAGCACCAUCUAUUUUGGGGUUUCUAUAUAGAUCAUUAACCAUCUGGGUGGACUCAUUUUGUAGAUAUGGUCAUUUAAUUUAAAUCUGUGAUUUAAUCAGUGUAAAUAUACAAACGGAGUCUGCAAAUACAUAAUACUCAAGCAAAAUCUACUACAAGUUGUUGUGAACAGUGACAGUCAUGGUUUCACUGCUUGUAGUGGCUGUAUUUGUCCUCCAGGGGGCUGUAUUUCAGUCCCCUCAGGCUGCAGCAUUCAAAAUCCUUCCUGCCGAUGGAUCCCUCACCCAUCAUCAAAUCACUGAGGCAGCUUUCCUCCGCAAGAUGGCGGAAGUGUGUCGUGACGUAGCCACUGCCCGGGGGAAAGAAUUUACACUACCUAUCAACAACAAACUGACUCCAACUACCGUCCAGAGAGCCUGCUCAAAUGCAUAUUCCACCUUAUUAAAACUGGCCACUUUCUAUCUAGCUGUUACUCACAUUUCCCUUAGCAAUGCAGCUGUGUAUAGAAAGCAGUUCAGUACUGCUCAUCAUUUUGAUAAUGAAGAUUUCAAAAAUGGACGGGACCUCAUCACUCUGGGUGUAGCUGCUGUGAAAAUCAACAUCGGAAAGGGGAACUAUUUGUCUGCCCGGACCAGUCUUGGGGCUGUGUUGCAUACUUUACAGGAUUUCUAUAGCCACAGUAACUGGGUGGAACUGGGAGAAACGGCUCCUUUCAGCACUCUCAUCAAACCUGAGGCUCCUCUCGACAGACUAGCAGGUCCGAAUACAAAAACAUGUAAAAGCUGUGUUGGAGAAGACUGCAGUGACAACAUUCUCCCAGAGGUACAGCAGCAGAAAAUAUUAACUUCAGGAUAUUUCAGCCUGAUUUCCCCAUUCAAACCUGCAGGCAAAUGUAGCCAUGGUGGCCUUCUUGACUUGACCAGUUAUAAAGAACCCACUGGAGGCAUCAAUAAGGAUGACAUCAGUUCAAAACAUGGCUUCCUUCACCUCCAUGCUGCUGAAAUGGCCAUCAACGCCACAAUGGAGCUACUGGAAAACAUCCGACUGGACACAGGCGACCAAGCCUUUCUUCGGUUGAUGGGCCUGACUCAGACUUCAGUUCUGGCUUUUGUAUUUGACAUCUCAGGCAGUUUGUCUGGUUACAUUGAAGUGUUCAAGCAAGUGUGCUUAAGUAUCAUAGACAGCAGGAAAGGAACAUCGGAGGAACCUUUAGAAUACAUUCUAGUCACAUUUGGCCAGGGUUUUGGAUCUCUGAUAAAGACUGCAAAUGCAGACACAUUCAAAGAACAUAUUAAUUCCCUUUCAGCAUCAGUUGGUGAAAACAUCUUAGACAUGUUCCUGUCAUCACUCCUGUUGACACUGACACAAGCUCCUCCAUCAUCAGACAUUUUUGUUUUAACUGAUGCUUCAGCAAAGAACACAGAAUUAAAAAAUGCAGUUGAGGCCAUGAUAGAAAGCACCAAGUCAAAAGUCAACUUCCUGCUUGCAAGCUCCAUCUCAUUACAUGAAAAGGAUGUCUUGCCAACAAGUUUACUGUCUCUGUCAGACAUACAGUUGUACAGAGACCUGGCCCGUGUUUCUGGCGGACAGACCAUAGAGGUCACAAGCACAACAUUGUCUCAAGCCAAUGCAGUCAUUACAGAUGCCAUCACUGCUGACUUGGUGACUGUUCUUCAGGUAAAAAGAAGUUCAGCCAAGGCAGAAAACUUUUCUUUUGUGCUGGAUCCAACUCUGUCCAACACGACAGUGUAUGUCACUGGAGACUCUCUAGUCUUUACCCUCUACAGCCCCACAGGUAUGUCUCAGUCAAGUUCAGUGUCAGAUGGUCCUCUGGGCAGCAUCCAGACUGUUGGGAAUUUAAGGAGAGUAAAAAUUAACUCUAACAACCAGACAGGGGAAUGGAAGAUCAGUAUAAACUCCACGAGCUCCUACACUCUCAAAGUCAUUGGUCAGAGUUCUGUAGACAUCAUCUCUUACUUUGUGGAGAUAGUUGAGGGAGGCCAUGGAGACUCAUGGGGACAGAGUUUCACCCGCCCUUUUAUUGGUCGGAGUGCUACUUUCUACGUCUCUGUGACUGGAAGAGAUUCAGUCUCAGUAACUGACGUGCUUCUAGUUGAAGCUUCAGGAUCUGCUGUUGUUAAUGGAACCAUCAAAUCUGUUGGUGCGACAGACUUCCUGGUCAACAUAGACAGAAUCCCAGAGUGGGCGUUUGUGGUCCAGCUGAAAGGGCUGUUGAAUGACUCGUCAUUGGUUAGUCGAUUUCAGAGGCAGUCACCCACCCAGUAUAAAGGAUCUAGAAUAACCAUCAUGGCCCAAUCACAGAACACUACACAGCCAGGAGUCCCAUUCAGUCUCAACUUUACAGUGGCCACUAAUACUACAGGCGGCAACUACACUAUCAGAGCUCGGACUGACCAGGGCUUCAGCGUGUCUUUCCCCAGCUCUCUGACCCUGGGAACAGGGGGAAGCGCUCAAGGAAGUGUCACACUGACUGCACCCUCCAACACAGAGUCAGGGACGGAUGUCACACUCACUAUUGAGGCAGAAGCUCCAGGAUCCACUGAUCUGAAUUAUGUCACACUGCGACUCACUGUCUCC
Labeo rohita (rohu) is the source of this 2620-nucleotide messenger RNA. RefSeq names its product von Willebrand factor A domain-containing protein 7-like. The transcript has 15 exons. The record is from RefSeq and is a predicted model, not a curated record. The annotation marks the transcript as partial. Lineage: Eukaryota; Metazoa; Chordata; Actinopteri; Cypriniformes; Cyprinidae.